UCCAACGACCCGCAAUGGUAACUUUGCGACAACGGCAGUGCGUGCUCUGGGGCUGCUUGUUGACAGCGGUCCAUUUAGGACAAUGCAUUACAUGCGACGACAAACAGUACCUCUUCGAUGGCCAGUGCUGUGACUUGUGCCAGCCAGGAAAGAGACUGGAGAGCCACUGCACGGCUCUCGCCAAGACCCAAUGCCUUCUGUGUGGCUCAGGCGAAUUCAUGAACAAGUGGAACAAGGAACCCCGGUGUUACCAGCACACACACUGUGAAUCCAAGGAAGGGCUUCAGGUUGAGAAGGAGGGCACCUCAGAUACAGACACCAUUUGUGCCUGUAAGGAAGGUCAACACUGCACUAGCGAGGAGUGUGGAAGGUGUGCUCAGCACACAUCCUGUGGCCCUGGCUUUGGAGUUAAGCAGAUGGCCACGCGGACUACCGAUACGGUGUGUGAACCCUGCCCAGCCGGCUUCUUCUCAAAUGGGUCAUCAACUUUUGAAAAGUGUCAUCCUUGGACCAACUGUGAGGCCAAAAACAUGGUGGUACGACAGGAAGGGACGAAUUGGACUGAUGCUGUCUGCGGUUUGCAGCCCCGGAAAAGAGCCCUACUGGUCAUUCCCAUCGUGUUGGUCAUCCUCGCCACCGUCAUCAUGGUGGUGUCCUUCUGUAUCAAAAAAGUGGUCAAGGAACCAAAGGAUAAUAAGGCCUUACCCCCUGCUGUUGAAAGGGGAGAUCCUACCGAGACAGAAGAUUGCCCUGGCCACAACACUGUGGCCCCAGUGCAGGAGACAUUGCGUGGGUGUCAGCCCGUCACACAGGAGGAUGGCAAGGAGAGCCGCAUCGCAGUGCAGGAGAGGCAGCUGACGGACAACAUGGACUUGAAGCACCUGGCCUGAGACCCUGGAGCUGUUGUAGUGGCGAUGGCAUGAGGGCAAGGACCUGGCUUUGGAUGACUGCUGACAUUUGAGAUUUGAAAGGAACAAAACCUGUCAUGCCUGCCUCUCAACUUGCUUUUAAAAAGAUGGAGGAAAAGCUUGGGUAUCAGGGGUCCACAGAGUGCAGCCAUACAGGACCCAGAGCCGUAUCAUGGUAGCUUUUACUCUCAGGAGUCAUGGACGCCACAGUCUACGGCUUUGUUGCUUGUACUGUUAGAAGACACCUGAUUGCCCAUCAGCAGGGGACUGGCUAAAUAAAUUUGUAAUGUAUUUAUGCAA
Molecule: messenger RNA, 1208 nt
Organism: Phodopus roborovskii (desert hamster)
Lineage: Eukaryota; Metazoa; Chordata; Mammalia; Rodentia; Cricetidae
Gene: Cd40
Product: CD40 molecule
Exons: 9
Coding region: 15-890 (291 amino acids)
Biological process (GO): positive regulation of B cell proliferation; positive regulation of interleukin-12 production; positive regulation of blood vessel endothelial cell migration
Cellular component (GO): external side of plasma membrane; CD40 receptor complex
Molecular function (GO): signaling receptor activity; antigen binding; protein binding
Source: RefSeq, a predicted model, not a curated record